AUGGAUUUAUCCGACAGUCCCUUUCGCGACCUAGAUGUUACCGCAGACUGGUCCGGUGAUCCCGCUGACCAGGUCGAGGUCAAAAUUGUGUUGGAGGUUCAAUGUGUACCCUAUCUUGACCGAACAAUCUUAAAUGCCCAUAAAAGCCGAGAUUUGAUCCUCAGCACCUCAAUCGAACCUGUUUCCUCAGAUCCAAGCCUGCACGCUCGACUUCAGGAAGAGGAGAAAUACACCGACGCAAAUACUCUUUCUCCCACGACUCCACGUUUCGUCGGGAAGAAGCCGGUGAAGCGUCGGGGUUGGCCUAAUCGGGACUUAUUCGAGGAGUUCGAGGAGAAAGACAGUAUCGUUGUUCCUGAUAGCCCGGGUGAUGAUUUCCACGGCGCAACUAUCCUUACCCAACCAUUUGUCAACAACGAAAAGAGCGAAGUUAAGACACCAAACGUGAAGCAUCCCGUGGAUAUCGAUGAAAAGUCCCCUCUAGACCCAGCCCGUCAUUCCCGAAAAAGAAGUGCGACGACUGCCUCUCUGCCUGAUUCGAUCUCAGACUCGGAUCGUCCUUAUGGAGGAUACAAGCAUAAAGCCAGUGUCUCUGCGAUGGAUCCUCCGAGCUCAUCCAGUGGUUCCACAUCAACCAAGUCAAUUCGCCCGAGCUUGAUUCCUAGACCAGUCAAUGCGCUUCAUUCGCAUAGUAUGUCUUAUCACCCUGGCUCUUCGGGUUCACGAGUGAAGAACUUGAUGAGGAAGUUGGGCUCUCCGGAUGGAGAGAAGCCUGGAUCGGCAUUUGGUCCAUGGUUGAAGGAGGAAACGCCGUCGAGAGUAAAGACUGUCUCGCCUGAUGGGACCACUGCGAAACAUGAUAAAACUCCGAGUACGACACCGGUCCAGGGUCUCGAACAGUCCAGCAGUGAGAAGAAAACGGCCUCACCUGCACGUCCUGUCACACCUACAAAGAACAAUGCAGACACCAGAGCACAUAGUCGCCUCGGCUCUGAAGUUUCUGAGGGGAAUGUAUCUACUGUGGCAUCAUGUGGAACUCCAUGCGACAUCCACCAUAUUCUGGAUUCGUAUGGAACCACGGAUGAAGAAUGGGCUCGUAACAAUGUGGAACUUAUUCAUGCACCCUAUCCAUACCACGGCCUCGGGCAAGGAGGGCCUUCCUUAUUUCAGUCAGCUCUUCCUCGUGUUGUUAAUGAAGAUGGCGCUGUUAUCAUUACUUGUCCACCGAAUCUUCGACCCGCGAAGUACAAAGUGACAAUAGCUUUGCUUACAUCCUUGGAUAAGGGAACCCCGAGAGGAUGGUUGAAUUUUGUCCUCACAGGCUUACCUCGACUGCAGAAUCACGAUACAGGCUAUUUGUAUUUCUGGACUCCGCCAGGUCAGGGCUUGGAGAUCCGUACCACGGAUCUGAAACGACACACCCUCAUCGAGGGCUGUAUGAUGGGUCAAUUUCCGAUCUUUGAAAGGCUUGUCAUCCCAGUCCGGCCAUGCGAUGGACGAUUCUAUGGCUUUUUGAAGGACUUUAAAGUGACGCAGACUAUCCGUACUGACAUGGUGGAUGAUGAAGACCCGCGGAUGGUAACUGUCAAGUAUCAUGCUGUGUGUAUGAUUGAUUUGAUCCAGCGCAGUUUCUGGGCCGAGAAAUGUGGUGUCACUCUCUAUGUGUACGGAGGACCCGAAGGGGACUUCUCGUGCCACCUUCAUGACCCGCGCGAUCGGCUUCAGACUGUUCACUUGGAUGUUUCGCCUAAUGAUCGCGUGGGAAUUUCCGAGAUUCAAAUCAUCUGUUCGCCUUCCAACCUGGAAAUGCUCACAAUUACCUGGGAGACUCGACUUCCGCGCGAGAAUGCUUCAGCAUGGAUGCCUCGGGUUCUGGGUGGAAUGGAUAUGGAGGGUAUCAUCGACGAAAAACAAUGUAAAUAUUCUCAGGCGGAGGAUGAAAGUACAUUGGAUAUCCUCAAGGUGGUCCCAAAUGCAGGGACUGAGCUGAUAAUUCGUGCACCUACGCCUGAGCCCGCACCUGAGUCCCGGGCUGAAGAACCCCAGACACCGAAGUCAUCCUGGAUCCAGCCCAGACUGGUGAUCAUUGCAAUUAUCACUAUCUUCCUACUAGCUCGUCUUACUCUGGGACUACUCAACCCCGAAGAUCCAUACGGAAAACUCCUUGCGAGUGUGUCUGGUUCGGGUUGGGUGGAGAAUGAAAUUGGGAAAGGGAAUAAUUGUGAUAAUGAGAAUGGUACGAAGAAUUCACUUGAUGAGGUAGCUCACCCUGCUGGUUUGGCGUCUUCUGUCAAUGUGACUGAAGAUGCAUCACAUGAGACUGUUAUGCCGCUACGGGAUCGCGUUGACUAUUUCUUGGGAUGGAGAGGCCCGUUCAAUGGGCUUUAG
Molecule: messenger RNA, 2388 nt
Organism: Penicillium malachiteum
Lineage: Eukaryota; Fungi; Ascomycota; Eurotiomycetes; Eurotiales; Aspergillaceae
Exons: 2
Coding region: 1-2388 (795 amino acids)
Source: RefSeq, a predicted model, not a curated record